Messenger RNA from Plasmodium gallinaceum, 1914 nucleotides. It is a transcript of the gene CA, whose product is annotated as carbonic anhydrase, putative. The record is from RefSeq and is a predicted model, not a curated record. Gene Ontology annotation, molecular function: carbonate dehydratase activity; zinc ion binding. The transcript has 2 exons. Bases 1 to 1914 code for a protein of 637 amino acids. Lineage: Eukaryota; Apicomplexa; Aconoidasida; Haemosporida; Plasmodiidae.
AUGAAGAAUAUAAUAUUUUUCAUAAUUAUAUUACAUUUUUGUAGUUUAGAAGUACUUAAGUACGUUAAUACUAGGAAAAUGCUUGAAGUUCAAAAUGAACUUAUAAAUGAAAUUGACAAUCCUCUUAAACAUACAUAUACUAUUAAUAAUGCUAAUGAAAGGAACGUAAACAAAAAGAAAGAAAUUAACUCACUAAAAGAUCCAAGAAAUUUUAAUACUAAUGUGAGUAUGAACAAUGAAAACAUAUUAAGUUUAAAAACAGAUAAAAGGAAUAAAAAAAAUUACGACAUAAAAGACUAUCAAUUAUUUGAUAAAACGUAUGAAAAAGGUGUACAUAAUUAUAAUAGAAUAGGAAAUGAAUUAAACCAAGUAAAAGAUAUAAAUUAUCAUAAUAAGAAAAGUAAUAGCCCAGUGGAACAUAUAAAUGGAAACACGAAUGAAAAUGUAUCAUAUAAAUUAAAUGAAGAAGAUUUAAAUGAAGAAAACUCAAAUGAAGAAAAUUCAAGUGAGGGAAAUUCCAAUGAGAAUAAAUCAGAUAAAAAUAGCUCACAGAAGUUUAUUUCACAUCAUGAAAAAUAUAAUACGAAGAAUUACGAUAAGAAUAAAAUAAAUAACAGUAAAAUGAAAAACAUUAAAAGUAAUUUCAACAAAAAUUUUUUGUAUAGUGAAUUAAAAAAUAUAGAUUAUUCUCAACAUGGUAAUAAUUGGGGUAUGGGGAAGUGUAAAAGUGGGAAGUACCAGUCACCUGUUGACUUACAUUUACAAGGAUUAAAAGAAAGAGAUUUAAAAAAUAUAACUGAUGUUUAUUUAAAUUUAUUUUAUGAUGAUGAUUAUGCUUGGAACAAUUAUAAUAAACCAUGGAUGAAAGGAGAUAUUUUUUAUUAUUAUGAAUACUUAAUAAAGAAAUUAGUUAUUAAUAGAAAAGAUAAUGUUUUUCAAAUUAAGGCAGCAAAUAAUGGAAUAAUUCCUUUUGGCGUUUUAUUUACGACUGACAACCCAACUAUGUUUUAUGCAGAUCAAAUUCAUUUUCAUUCUCCAAGUGAACACACAUUUCAAGGGUCAGGUAAUAGAAGAGAGAUAGAAAUGCAAAUAUUUCAUUAUACAAAUGAUCUAUAUCAAUAUGAUGAAGAAAAAGGGAAAAAUCCCAAAACAAAAGUUAAUUUAAAUAAUAAAUUUAAAAACAAUACAAAUAAAAAGGAGAACAGUUAUCAUUCAUACCUUGUCUCUUUUUUAAUGAAUAGUUUGUCUAAUUCACAAUUGGAGAAAAAAUAUAUGAAAAAAAUGAGAAGUGGUAACAUAAAGAAUCAGUAUCAAGUUUUAUCUAUCACAUUUACUAGUGCAGAAAUAAAUAAAUCUACUAUUGAUCACUUUAGGAGAUUACCAUCGGAAAAAUUUUUAAGAACUAUUUUGAAUGCAUCACAUAAAGUUCCUGUUGGAUCGGAACCCACAUUAGUAGAUUUAGAUGAGGUUCUAAAUUUAGAUGCUCUAAUGAUGAUGCUAAAUAUUGAAAAUAUGGAAUUUUUGUCAUAUCAUGGAUCAUCUACCUUACCUUUAUGUGAAGAAAAUGUUCAUUGGAAAGUAGCCAAACAACCAUUGCCUGUAUCAACCGAAUUAAUCUUAGACUUCUAUAAAAUGCUAAAAAAACAUACACCUAAUUAUAAAGGUAGUGAUAAUGAUAAUUACAGAGUUUUACAAAAUGUAGAAGAUAAUUCAAAAAAUUAUGGAAAAGUUGAUCUAAUUCAAGGUUUCCCAGUACAAGUAUUAAUCUCUUCAGCACUGUCUACAUUGGAAGAUAGAGAAGUUAUUAAUAUUAUAAAAGAUGCUUCUACUAAAUCUUUUUCUAAUUAUCAAUACUUUAAUUAUUUUUUAUUUUACCUUUUUUUUAUAGCACUAAAAUAUUUAUAUAAUAAUUAA